ACCCAAAAUAGGGGGGUUAGUUUGCAUGCAAAGAUGCAAAGACCAGGAGGGCAAGGGACUGCGUUUUCCAUCGAUUCCCUGAUAGGGACCCCCCAGCCCAGACCGGGACACCUGCUCUACACGGGCUACCCCAUGUUCAUGCCCUACAGACCCCUGGUCAUCCCGCAGGCGUUAGCGCACUCGCCCCUGACCUCCGGGAUACCUCCGCUGGCGCCCCUGGCGUCCUUCGCAGGCCGCCUGACUAACACCUUCUGCGCCAGUCUGGGACAAGGCGUGCCGUCCAUGGUGGCGCUCACCACCACCAUGCCCAGCUUCUCGGACCCGCCGGACACCUUUUACCCGCCUCAAGAGCUGCCCGGCCCGCGUCGCAGCAGCGCCGGCGACCCGGGGGCGAGGAGGCAGGAGAGCCCGCACUCGGAGGAGCUGCACGGCCGCGAGAAAGGAUCGGAGUUGCUCAACUUCUCGGAAAGUUUUCAGACGAUAUCCGGUGAGACCAAACUGUACAGUUCAGACGAGGAGAAACUGGACCUGAAGUCCGCGGAGACGGCAUGCAGUGACCGGGAGGACAGCUCCGUGGACAGCGAGAACGAGAGCUUCUCAGACGGCAACACCUGCGGGGCCCUGUCCCAGAAAGCCAAGAUGAAGGUGGGGCCCCACGACGUGCUCCUGGCCGGCGGCGGCGGUGGCGGCGGCGGCGGCUCCUCGGCCGGCAAGAGCCGUAGGAGACGAACCGCUUUCACCAGCGAGCAGCUGCUGGAACUGGAGAAAGAGUUCCACUGCAAAAAGUACCUUUCGCUCACCGAACGCUCGCAGAUCGCGCAUGCGCUCAAGCUGAGCGAGGUCCAGGUCAAGAUCUGGUUCCAGAACCGCAGGGCCAAGUGGAAACGCAUCAAGGCCGGCAACGUCAACAACCGCUCGGGGGAGCCUGUGAGGAACCCCAAAAUCGUGGUGCCCAUCCCGGUGCACGUCAACAGGUUCGCGGUGAGAAGCCAGCACCAGCAGAUAGAACAAGGGAGCAGGCCGUGAAAGGACCAAAUAAGAAGGACUUUAUCAUGAAAGAGACUCCAGCAUGAAGCACAAACUGGAGGAGGACUCCAUGAAGAGGACGAGCAUUAUUUGGAAAUAUGCUCUCACUUUUAUUUAUUGAUUUGUGAAUAUGUAAAUAUUUAACAAGUACAAAUGGGCACUAUGAGAAGAGUCUUUUUUUUUAGUAUUUAUAUGUCAGGCCAAAUUUGACCUUCUGUUGGUUGCAUGUCUUUUUCUUUUUUUAGUGGAGUCUCUUUUUUUUUUUUUUGCUCUUUUUUUUUCAUUUACUUUUGGUUUGGUGUUUUGUACAAUUUGUUUGCAUGUGAGAAAGUUUUGUUUGAAAGAACCACAAUGACCAAACAAAGGACAAAUG
This is a messenger RNA of Entelurus aequoreus (snake pipefish), 1399 nucleotides long. RefSeq names its product gastrulation brain homeobox 1 (gene gbx1). Lineage: Eukaryota; Metazoa; Chordata; Actinopteri; Syngnathiformes; Syngnathidae. Gene Ontology annotation, biological process: regulation of nervous system development; regulation of transcription by RNA polymerase II. The transcript has 2 exons. The record is from RefSeq and is a predicted model, not a curated record. The coding region runs from base 34 to 1026 and encodes 330 amino acids. Gene Ontology annotation, cellular component: nucleus. Gene Ontology annotation, molecular function: RNA polymerase II transcription regulatory region sequence-specific DNA binding; DNA-binding transcription factor activity, RNA polymerase II-specific.